AUGACGGGCGGGGAUGCGUCAGUCCACGUGCAGAAGCCGCGGUCCCUCGCGUGUUUUAAACCCGUUUUGUUGGAAGUCGCGGGUUCUCUCGACGAUUCCGCCUGCGAGGCGAUCACCCGCCGCCUGCGACAAUUUCACAAUCGCUACGCCCUCAUCAUGCGAUUUAUGGCCACACUGAUGGUUCCAGCAGUAGAGGAGUCAAGACUGUUUGUGCACACAGAUGAGAAGGACAAUAGCAACGGUGUCUUGGGAAAAGAAACAGAAGAAGAUGAUGGCAGUAAAAUUGAGAAGGAGAGAAGUAUGAAGAAAGUAAGAUUAGAACCACUUAUUACUGCCCCACGUGCUGCGGUUGUAGCGGAAAAACGAAUACCCAUUGUACAUCGUCUACAUGAGAAAAAUGGAAAGUCAGCUCUUGAGAAACUGGAGUUCUUCAUGGCCUAUCAUUUCCUUCCAUUAGCCCUUCUGCAUAAUAUUCAAUCCGAUCCAUCACCCGAUAACGUCCCUUUUCUGCUUCGCCAUUAUAUACAUGAGGCAACACGUACAGCAUCCUUUCUUAUAGCAGAUAUCAAGGAACGAACAGCAGUUGUGAUUGAUCCACAACUAGAUAUUUCAAUAUAUGAAGCUGAUCUUUCUCUCUUUAAUCUUCGACUAAUUGGUGUUAUUCUCACACAUUGCUUUGUAGAUAUUUCAGUGGGACACAAUGCUCUGUUAAAAGCAUAUCCAGAUGCUGUACUCUUAAGUGGUACUCCAUGGACACAAGAAAAUGAAGAUUCUUUAAAUGAAUGGCCAACAUUAACUCUUAGUCCACGUUUACAUUUAAGAGCAAUUCCUCUUCCGUCUUUUUCACCAGAGUGUAUGAUAGUUGAAUUACAUUUGGAUUCUGUAUUAUUAGCACUCUUUACAGGUACUGUAAUAAGCGUAGAUGCUCUCCCGAGAAAUGAUUUCUUUAAUGAUUUUCCAGGAUUUUUGUCACCAAAUGGUUUAACUACAAAUGAUGCAGCAGCAGUAGCACAACGAUUUCUUAAACAACGUCUCUGGGAAAGAUAUUUUGAAGUUCCAGAGGAGAUUAGUAGUGGUAGACGACAGUCAUUAGAUCAUGUUAUUCUAUUUCCCUCUCAUGGUGGAUAUAAUAAUGUGACACAUCAGUUAGAUCUUUACUGGGCAGCUCAUCUGGGAGAUUUGAAAAGAAUGAAACAUUCCCGAACAGUAUUGGAUAAUAUAUUGGAUGUCAAUGCAUACAUUAAACAUGUAAAUGGGCGUCCAUCACUUCCUAAACCUGUACUCUUUUCACAUGUACGAAAAUGGAAUAUGCUUUCAUAUCCAUCUGCAUUCGGUGGAAGUGGAGCAAAGUUUCUUGCGUCUCAGUCAUUAGAUCCUAUGGAGUCUUUAACUGUCGAUAUAACUACUAAAUCUACUACUACUACUACUACUAAUGAUGAUGAUAGGAAUAAUAAUAAUAAUAAUAAUAUUAAGACUAGUAGCAGUAGUGGUAGUUCACCCAUUGUUUUGGAUAUUAGGGACACUUUAGAGCAUGAAAGGUUGCAUUUGAAGGGGUCUGUAAACGUUCCUAUGAAAUUUCCUGCUGAUGCUUAUGGUGUUAAAAAAGCAGAACUUUGGCUCCAAUGUAUUUUACUCCCUUUCCAGAGUGUUGUUGUGAUAUGUGCAAACAAACAAGAACUUCCACUUAUUCAGCAACGGUUAGCGUUAAUAUCUCCAGGUGCGAUUGUUGAAGCUUUUGUCGCAAAGGAACUUCAACCUUCCUCUGAAGUGGUACAAUCUGCUUGUAGUACAGAAAUUCAUUCACAUUACUGCAGUAUAGUGACAGAUCUUCCAUUGUCUAUUACAUCCCGUUAUUUACCACGGCAACUUGUAUGGGUUAUUGGUACCACAACAUCUGCCUUGUCACGAGUUGACAAGUAUCAAGAUCUUCAAUGCAUUGAACCUGUGGAGGGCACUGUGGUACUUGAUUGUCGCACAGCUUAUGAAUUUAAGAAUGGUUCACAUAAAUACAGUGUUCACAUUCCUUUGGCAGACUUAUGUCAGAUGACCGCGCUAGAUGGCUUAAAAAUACAAUCAAGCGAUCACAACAUAAAUAAAUGUGAAGUUCAAAGUGUUGAAUUCCAUGGACCCUCGCCUCAACUGGGUCAAGCAUUUUUGAGGCAGUUCUGCAGGCCGUCAUUGACGGCGGGUAUUAAAAGAAUUAUUGUCUACUGUGCUGCUGGAUAUCGUUCUCUCAUUGCGGCAUCACUUCUACGCCGGGCGUUUGAGGCGGCUGGUGUCUCCAUUGAAGUGCGUGAUGUCUCGGGAGGAGCCCUGCAGAUUAUGAAACAGCGACCAGAUCUGUGGGAGGUGAAGGAUCGUUCUAUUAUCUGUAUUAGCUGA
This is a messenger RNA of Trypanosoma theileri, 2382 nucleotides long. Its product is annotated as beta-lactamase domain-containing protein. Bases 1 to 2382 code for a protein of 793 amino acids. The record is from RefSeq and is a predicted model, not a curated record. The transcript has a single exon. Gene Ontology annotation, biological process: glutathione metabolic process; hydrogen sulfide metabolic process. Gene Ontology annotation, molecular function: sulfur dioxygenase activity. NCBI's taxonomy places the organism in Eukaryota, Euglenozoa, Kinetoplastea, Trypanosomatida, Trypanosomatidae.